Molecule: messenger RNA, 5289 nt
Organism: Physcomitrium patens
Lineage: Eukaryota; Viridiplantae; Streptophyta; Bryopsida; Funariales; Funariaceae
Molecular function (GO): protein binding
Source: RefSeq, a predicted model, not a curated record
GAAUUCCUCACCCCGCUACCCCUCCUCCUCGUUUCCCUUCCGUCGCAUGCGGAACGCCGUUGGGGAGGGGAGAGACCCUGCAACUGCAAUGCGCGAUGGCGGAGGGUAUUCUUUUCAAUUGUCGCGCCAAACUCAGGGUCUCUGGGGGCUCAGUCGGGGGCACUUUCGAGAGAAUAAUGGUGUAGCUUGAGCGCGCGUGUCCGAGACAGAGAGCUAGUAGUUAUAAACUAUUCAGUCGGGUUUUUGGCGGAUCCGUUGUUGUCUAGUUGGAGCGAGCGCAUUGAGAUUGAGUUUCGGGUCAGAAGUAUAAUGUGAUGGUUUCGGUGAAGAUACGUUUGGAACGGGUGGAUUGGUGACGCAGAUCGGAGACGAGGAGGGAGAGGAAGAAGAUGUAGUGGCUGUGGUGAGCUCGACGUCCGGGUUUGAUCGAUUAGGUGCGGAGAGGAGACUGCAUUCACAGAUGCAUUAUGCCUAUGCUGUUUUACAUGAGUCGGAUCUAUUCCUGCAUGGACUCGUGUCGAAGCAUCGUGUAUGAGAAGGUUUACGACAUUCAACAAGCCAAAGGGUUCAGGGUGUGAGGAGCGAUAGUGGAGGUGGCGGUAUGAGAAACUAAUCCGGAAGGUUGUCCGAGUUUAGCGUCGUUGAGAGAUCGGGGGAAUGGUGAGGAGGUGGUAGUGAACGUUGGCAUUUGGGACUAGAGUGCCAUACUUAGGCUGAGGAACUUGAGGUUGAGAGAUGCUGAACAUCUAGUAUCAUGGUCGCGAAGCCCAUGUCGCUGUUGUCGAAGAGUGUUGGUCAUGGGGAUCGGGUAUUGCCAAGCAGGGACAGGGACGGGAGUAUCGGCAACGGCGCGCGGGCGCCGUUGGUUAGGAAGACGCGGUCUUUGAAGGCCCGGAGUCCGGAGCGAGGAGAAUCUGAACGAGCGCCGGGUAAUUUGAGUAGCACCCCUACUCCGAGAAUCCGUAACGUUACCCGUCACAUUACGUUGGAACACCAGCAGUUGAGUAGGUUGAGAGAUGCAGACACAGGGGAGAAUGUGGGCCGCCAUACUACGCUGGAAUAUUCACAGUUGAAUCGGACGAAAGAUGUGGAGGCAGGGGUGAAAUUUGAGGGCCGCCAAACCAUCUCAGAAUUCUCACAGCUGAGUCGGAACCUUAAAGAUGUGGAUUCUUCAGGAGGGAAAUUCGAGGCCCGGUAUGUUUCUGCGGAACAUCAAUCACCGAGUCGGAACUCAAGAGACUCGAGAGAAUCAGUGGAUUCAACAGGGAACAGAUUUGAGAGCCGGCAUACUCAUGCAGAACAUCAGCAGUCGAAUCGGAACUCAAGAGAAUCCGUCGAUUCAACACGAGGUAAAAUCGAGGGGCGGCAUAUUCCUUUGGAACACCAGCAUCCAAGUCGAGUCCUGAAGGUUAUGGAUUCAGCAGGAGAGAAAUUCGAGGGCGAGGACACGGCGCCGAAGAUCGUGAACACACCCUGGGAAGAUGGGGUGCAUGAUCCCAGCCUGCAUUCACGGAUGAUACUGAGCCUGGGCGGAGGCGUGCAAAUGAAGUGGACGGCUACGCAGCACUUGGAUCUGCAGCCGGCACAGCGGUCCGGCACCCCAGCUGCGCAGCCUCAUUGUGCUGCGUUUCAUCCCACAUUGCCGUUGAUUGCCGUAGCCGUGGGCAGGAAUAUCAUAGAGUUUGAUGCACUGACCGGAAGCAGGUUGUCAAGCAUGAAUAUAGGGGCAGCGGUGGUGCGAUUGGCUUACAGUCCCGCUGGAGGUCAUGUCAUUGUUGCAGUACUUGAGGAUUGGACUAUCAAAUCAUGGGACCUGGACACAGAACGAACUCACAUACUCUACCCGUCAGCAGAUAGAAAAUCUGAGAAUGCAAAUGGAGGCUUUUCUGAAGUUCACAUAGCACUUACACCUGUCAAACCUUGGUUGUUUUUCGUUGCUCAUCGCCGAUUGAGUGUUAGCGUUGUUGGCAUAGACAUUGAAAACGUCAAGUCCCCUACCAAAGUGAAGAUGGACUUGAAGAAGCCUAUAACGCAGCUUGCUUGUCACCCUCGGCACCCAGUACUGUAUGUGGCAUACUCGGAUGGGAUAGUCCUAGCGUACAACAUUCAAAAUUUUGCUGUCUUAUACACCUUGCAAAUUGAUCCUACCGUGAAGUUAUCAGGAGCAGGAGCAUUUGCAUUCCAUCCAACAUUAGACUGGGUCUUUGUUGGUGAGCGAAGUGGAUCUCUCUUGGCGUGGGAUGUCUCAGCUCCAAGUCGGCCAAGUUUGAUUGGCAUCAUCUCAACAGGCACAAGUCCUAUCAUUUCAGUCUCUUGGCUCUCAAUGCUCAACAUGGUGAUUACGCUCAAUAAGGAAGGAACGGUUCAAGCAUGGCGUGCUCGGGUGGCCCCCAAUCCAAGUAAACCGCACAUGCGUGCUAACUUUUUGGAAUCUGCAGGAGUAGAUCCUUUGGAUAUUACCACAAUCCUGAUCCAAGGUGGCGGGGGUACUAUUUACCCGCUCCCUAGAAUUAUAGAUCUUCUGGUUCACCCCAAGUUGAAUCUUACGUCACUACUUUUUGCGAAUGCUGCAGCUAACCCUGAGGAAACAAGGCGAAGAGGAGGUGAUCGCGCAUCACGCGAGUCUAGAAGACAACUUAUCACGGUUCUCCAGGCUGCUCCAGCAUCAAUGAUCUGCGUGUGCAAGCUUGCUGCCACAGAGCUCCAAAGUAAUUUAUUGGUGGAAGUGGCUGACUUUCGAUUUCACCUGCACAAGUUUCCUCUACUAUCUCGGAGCGGACGACUCAAUCGCUUGGUCUUCGAGUCGCGAGACAUAAACAAAGACCACAUCAAGCUACCGCAAAUGCCAGGCGGAGCAGAAGCAUUUGAGCUUUGCAUGAAAUUCUGCUAUGGAAAGCUGGCGGAGCUGACCCCGCACAACUUGGCUGCGCUCCGAUGCGCAGCCGAGUAUCUGGAGAUGACGGAGAGUUUGGAGAAGGGAAAUCUUGUCUCGAGGACUGAACAGUAUCUAAGUUACGUCAUCUUAGCAUCGUGGAAAGACUCCAUUACGGUGUUGCAGUCAUGUCAGAGAUUGCUCCCAUGGGCUGAAGAGACGGAGCUUGUGAAACGGCUUAGUGAAAGUGUGGCAUGGAAGGCUUACACCGAUCAGCAAGGGAUCAAGCAUUCGUUCACGAGCACCUCCUAUGUGCCGACGACGACGCAGCACGUCCCUCAUGACUGGUGGGUAGAGGACGUGAUUCAGCUAAAUUUCAGUGCCUUUAGGAAAGUAAUAAGCGCUAUGACAGCCAAAGGUAUGGCGUAUACACUGGUGGGCUCGGCAAUUGCACAGUAUGGCACUCGAUGGAUUCCUGGAGUUGGAAAGAAAAACCGGAAGCAUCAUCAAGAGCCGAACAGGGACAUUCCAGGACAUCAUCUGACUGGGAAGGAAAUUGUACUUCGAGACGAACAGAAUUAUUGGCAGAGCCUGGACCAAGCCGAAAAUCGAGCAUUGGUGGAAGGCGUGGCGUCCAUAUUGCCGCCGCAGCAGGACGCCGUUUCCUGCAGCUUUUUGUUGAGGUUGCUGCGAGCAGCAUGUGAGUUUGGCGCUCGUGCUCCCUGCCGAGAAGAUCUAGAGAGACGUGUGGGUUUGCAGCUGGAGCAUGCAUCAUUUAGCGAUCUUCUCAUUCCUUCUUCUCAUCCAGCUAGUCUGACGAUGUAUGAUCUCGAUGUUGUCCAACGCAUUCUCGAGCAAUUCCUGCUCAAGGACCAGACUGGUGUGGCCAGUCCGAAGGCAAGCGUGAAGUAUGACAAGCAACUUUCCAUCUUCGAGAAUGUCGUCAGUAAACCGCCGCCAACUCCGAAUAUAAGCAAAAGCAAAGUUGCUAAGCUUAUGGACGCGUACCUCGCCGAAGUCGCAAGGGACGCGAACCUUCCACUGGCGAGAUUUCAGAACUUCGCAGAGUCAGUGCCCCAAUUCUCGCGGUCGACAGAUGAUGGAUUGUAUAGAGCGGUUGAUACAUAUCUUAAGGCCCAUCCCACCAUGACAGAGCACGAGCGCAAGAAACUGUGUCGUGUGAUGGAUUGUCAGCGACUUUCCCUGGAAGCGUGUCUGCACGCUGCACAGAAUGAACGUCUUCCUCUUCGGGUCGUUGUUCAGGUAUUGUUCAGUGAACAAAUCAAGCUUCGUAACUCAAUCACAGGAAACACUCCUAAGAAAUCACACGAUGGUAGCGGGCAUCCUUCCAUUUCAGAUUUCCAGGUCGGGGAGAAAAGCAUGGGUGGCAGGCUGUACGAUUCAGAUGCCGUAGAUGGGCUUUCUCUUCACGAGAGCUGGCUCGCCGCUCGACAGGACAUCAAGUACCUCAAACAAGACAUGGAGAGGAUGAAAGCCAAAUACGCCGAUCUCGAACACGGUUUCCUGCUCCAACAGGUCGAAAGGAAGCCGAAACCAAAACCAUCCUCUUCUUCGGCGUGGACAUCAGGGUGGCGAAAGAUGAGCAGCUCUCUGAAGCGUCCCAACCUGUUUCACUCUUCCAAACAGGAGUAUGAGUAUCAUCACAAGGACGACGGAUCCACCGCACCCACCAACCUAGAAUUCGGCGAUGGUACCCGCGAGUCCUCUUUUCCUUCCAGGUCCAUUCCUGGUGCCGAUCAGCGCAGGCGGUCACAUUCGCUGACGUCGGUUCAAAGAUGGAGGAACUCCAUCUCAUAACACCAGUUGACACCAGUAGCGUGCUUCUCUGCACAGAGCUGGUGGUCCUGCGGAUUGAUUGACUCACAAACAGACAGGCACACUGACAGACAGACGCAGUCUGACUGUCAACUUACAGACUCGACUGAUCUGGUGGCUGCGAGUGCUCAGGUGUAGAUCACAGUCUCGGCGAAUUGUAGCAACUGGCGACGGCCAGACUUCGACUACAGUGCUACCACACCAUUGACUGCAGCUGCUCGGCUCCGCGAGCUGCAACAAUCCAAGAGUUCCUGUCGAGACAGUCGGGUUAUUUCAGUGUAUAUUAUUGAGUUUGGCUGGCAGACAGGGAAGCUGGCAUGCUGCUGUAUUGCAGGAACCGAAUCGAAGUAUCAGCACAAACAUCCCCAGCAGCUUCCGGAUGCCGCUUGCUGUGUACUCACCCUGAUAUAGUGAUCGUCACUUUCCGGAUCCAUGGACAAUAGUGAAGACAAACAGUUUCGGCGUUUUUCUCAGCUGGUGACUGUACUGGUGAGGUUGAAAGGAGCGAACUGGGAGGUCAUUGCGCAUAAUAAACCAAUCAUGUAAUGUGUUCUUGCAUGAUUCAUUACUUUUUUAUUUGA